AACCGAGGCCGAAGGCUCUGGCAGCAAUGGCAAACCGAGGAGCCGCCUUGAAAGCCGCGACCAAUUCAUUAGCCGGCCCACAUUGAUAAGCCACAGAACCGUAUACUAAUUUCAAGCCGUACCAAAUGGUUGGUGAUAUACUCGAUGAUCACUUUGCAUGGACUUUCACACCAAUGCGGUUGAUACACCUAAGCCUAUUGCUGACUGUUCUACUCCUGGCAGUGAGAUUUUCCAAUGGAACCAAAUUGAAACGCUUUUUUCGAAGGGCUGCACCGCAGCCUUUGGUAUCUUCAUUUGAAGUGAAAAAGUGCCCCAAAAUUAAGACCCUGAAGCACGUAAAUAAGCAACGAUUGUUAGGGGUUUGGUUCGCCUAUGCUACAACACCUCUAGACUUGCCCGUCUACCAGCGUCGCUGUGCCUCAUACAAUGUGCAAAACAGCCCUUACUUUAACACCAAUGUCCUGUACACGGACUACAACCACAUCCUUAUAACCUACGCUUGCACGCGCAAUGAUCAGACCAUGAUGUAUAAUGUGAAACUGCGGCUUCUGACCCGCACGCGCACUCCGUUGGGAAAAAGGUUAGACGAUGCCCUCGUUUUUUUGGAGUCAAUCGCAUUUCCCGUCGAAAAACUUGACUUUCUCAAGGCGGAAGCGUUCUGUUUCGAGUGGUACAUACUAAACUACCACGUUAAGCCUAGACCCGGACGACACAAUGCCCCAACGAACUUCGUUUGGGAUCAUUAGUGAAGUCGACGAUGACAGCACGAAAUAAUGGCAUAACUGUCGCUAAUUAUUACAACAUAAUCAAUGAUUAAAGGAGCUGCGGGGAUGGGGGAAAUCGUAUAA
Drosophila biarmipes is the source of this 848-nucleotide messenger RNA. RefSeq lists its product as uncharacterized. The record is from RefSeq and is a predicted model, not a curated record. Lineage: Eukaryota; Metazoa; Arthropoda; Insecta; Diptera; Drosophilidae. The transcript has 4 exons. Bases 126 to 746 code for a protein of 206 amino acids.